Messenger RNA from Adineta steineri, 255 nucleotides. The record is from the annotation of a GenBank genome assembly. Lineage: Eukaryota; Metazoa; Rotifera; Eurotatoria; Adinetida; Adinetidae.
AUGUGGAGUAUAUUUAUUGGUGUAAUAUUUUCAAGUACAGCUCAAUAUACUUAUAUUCAAACUCAAGCACAAAGAUAUAUGUGUGUUAAAGAUACAACAUCUGCAGAAAAAGUUGCAUGGACAAAUUAUAUUAUGUUAGUAUCUAUGCAUAUAUUAUGUUUAUGGGUUGGAUGCUUACUCUAUAAUAAAUAUAGUCAAUGUGAUCGUCUUCGAACUAAAAUUAUUUCUCGAUCAUAUCAAGUAAAAGAAAAAUAA